CAGAAACUAACUGUUAACGUAAGGAUGACGGAAGAAGAAACAAAUAAGAAGAGCGUUAUUUUCGCAGUUGGAAAUAAGAGAAUCAUUUUCUCCAAUUCUUGUGUUCCCAUUUCGCUUGAAGACGUCGAGUCUAUAGAUGAUAAAGAUGAAGAGGAUGAAAUCGAUUCUGAACCAACAACAUCACCUAAGGCCACCAGCAGAUCAUGCUCACCAACAGCUUCUCCUUAUAAGGAUGACAAUUCAUGUUCGCCAUCAUCUGCUUCCAAAGUAGAUUCUGAUCAUGAUGAUGAUGUAAGUCCUCAUCAAAGGCAUGGGUUCUUUGAUAAACUUAAAAUGGGGUCCUCAAGCUUACAUGGAUUCCAUCCUACCUUGCAUUCUAUCAAGAGGCUGACUCGGAAAAAGAGCAGGAAAUUAACCAAAACCAUACCAGCAUUACCUCCUGACUUAGACACCGAGUUGCAUUGUUUUGAGGCAUCAUGGAUCAAUUUUUCACUCGCGGAUCUUAAAUCUGCAACAGACAACUUUAGCCGUGAAAACUUAAUUGGAGAAGGCGGGUAUUCUGAAGUUUACAAGGGUCUAUUGAAAGAUGGGCAACUUGUAGCAGUAAAAAGACUAUUCAGGGGUACACCAGAGGAGAUGACUUCGGAUUUUUUAUCCGAAUUGGGAAUUCUAGUUCAUGUCAAACAUCCAAAUAUAUCUCAUGUUAUUGGCUAUGGAGUUGAAGGCGGGAUGCAUCUUGUCCUUCCUUUGUCUCAAUACGGAAGCUUAGCAUCUCUUCUUACUGGUCAGAAAGAGAAACUAGAUUGGGAUGCGAGAUAUAACAUUGCCAUAGGCACGGCUUCGGGUCUUUCUUAUCUUCAUGAAGGUUGUCAACGGAGAAUUAUUCACAGGGAUAUCAAGGCGGCUAAUGUUUUGUUAUCGGAGGAGUUUGAACCUAAGAUUUCUGAUUUUGGGUUGGCAAAAUGGCUGCCAGAUCAAUGGUUGAACCUCGCGGUAUCACAAUUUGAAGGGACAUUUGGCUACCUUGCUCCCGAGAUAUUCAUGAAUGGUUUAAUCGAUGAGAAAACUGAUGUGUUUGCUUUUGGGGUACUGUUGUUGGAAAUCGUCACCGGACGUCCUGCUCUGGAUGAGUCGCAGAAAAGUCUGGUUAUGUGGGCUAAACCUUUAAUCGCUUCAAAUGAGUUCAAAGAACUUGUUGAUCCACAACUUUCUGGCGCUUGUGACUUAGAGCAGCUAAAUUGCAUUGUGACAGCUGCUUCUUUAUGCAUUAAGCAUGUUCCAACCAAACGUCCUAAAAUGAGCGAGGUUUACAGUAUGUUAAAAAGCGGUCAAGGAGAUCAGAGCAUACUUGAUGGAAACAAUAAAUAUCAAAAGAGGCCUGCUUUUGAGAAGGGGAAAUCAAUGGAAAUAUAUGAGUCAGACUAUUAUUAGACUUGCUCCAAGACUAUCUAAGUCAUCAAAAGCCAGUUUGUGUUGAAACUUAAAUUUAUGUCAAUGGGUUGAUUAUAUCCUCCAAGAAAACUCUGAUAUUCUUGGAACCAUACAAUGACUAACACGGGUUGGCACUUGGAGUCAGGAAGCUGGAAAGAUAUUAACCGGCUAUUCUACUUCACUACAAGUACAUGGUAAAUCUAUAUGCUUUGUUUUCAUGAAUCAUGAAUGUAACGAGAUAAAUUGCUCUAGAAAUGACAAGAGCAUAGACUAUUUAUGAUCUAACUUUAGGUGA
Molecule: messenger RNA, 1726 nt
Organism: Erigeron canadensis
Lineage: Eukaryota; Viridiplantae; Streptophyta; Magnoliopsida; Asterales; Asteraceae
Product: receptor-like cytosolic serine/threonine-protein kinase RBK2
Exons: 8
Coding region: 25-1431 (468 amino acids)
Biological process (GO): protein phosphorylation
Molecular function (GO): ATP binding; protein kinase activity
Source: RefSeq, a predicted model, not a curated record